This is a messenger RNA of Scutellospora calospora, 1244 nucleotides long. Lineage: Eukaryota; Fungi; Glomeromycota; Glomeromycetes; Diversisporales; Gigasporaceae. The record is from the annotation of a GenBank genome assembly.
AUCUGUUGAAUGAGUUGUAUGCAAAGAACGAGAAUUUGGAGGAAGAGGCACCUUCUACACCACCGGACAAGAUCAGAACCGUUCCAUUUAACAAGCAAGAGAAUGAUGCUAUAGCUAGUGAUUCGGAUGAUGACUUUCAAAAAGUGGCGGAAUCAAUGAUUGGGAAAGUGGAAGGAACAGCACUGAUGGUAGACGAUGUCGAUUUAGAGGAAAUUUUCGAGGAUUACUGUAAUGAAUGCGAUAAUAUCUUUGACUUAUGUCAUAGUGACAUAAUGGAUCUUAGACCUGCUUCAAAAUUCACAGAAAAAAUUCCUGAAGUAAUUUGGAAUAAAUUCGUGACAAACACAUAUCCGGAAUACAAAAUAUCUGAAAUAUGGGAAAAUUUAAUACAAGAUACAUUCAAGCCAAAAAAGACAUUAGCAGAAUGGAUGGAAGUUUGGCGUGGACUUUAUGCAAUUUCUGAUAAAAACGAAAGCAAUAGAGACCCGGUGAUGCUGGUGAUAAAAGAUGCGAUAUAUAAUAUUCUUACUCCAUAUAUUGAAGCUUUCAAAGCGCCAUAUAAUAUAUUAAAAUCAGGCGACCUUGGAGAAAAUCAAUAUAACUCACAAUUUGUAAGUCCAAUAUUGAAUAAUACACUCAAGGCUAUCCUUGAUAUCAACUGGAGAAUCCUUGAAGUCCCUGUUGAAAGUAGCAAGCACCGACGAAAUGCUAACAUAAACCCAAUGGUUGACAAAGUCUUAGAAGCAAAACGUGCAGAUGGUCUUGCCCGUCUCUGGCAAAAUCAUGAGGAAGUGUUCAUAUAUGAACAGACGGGACCGCCAGAUUUCGAUGAUGUUACUCAAUUUUUUAUCCAUGAUUACAAGUUAGUUCGGACCAUGAGGGAUGUAUUAAAUCAGAGAAUAAUGCUUCGUCUUAGAGAUGGAAUAUCGGAUCAUAAAGAUCUAGCAAGCUUUGGUGCAUUUGGCCAUCGUACUGAGGUAUCUUUAUUUUGGUGUACGAUGCACCAAAAAUCGUAUUGUCUUCAGGAAUACGGAAGUUUUAAAAUUCCCGCAAUUUACCAGGAUCUUCCUGUACUAGCCGAAGCAAUUAUAACCUGCCUGAAAUUUUUUUCCUUUAUAAAAGAAAAUAUCGAAAAGCCCAAGUUAUAUACUGACCAAAAAAAUAAGUUAUUUGCCAAGCGGAAAGUUCAUACAGUAAAGCAGAAUCCACCAACACCAGAUCGACAUAAGAAACAAAAGCGUUAG